This is a messenger RNA of Dovyalis caffra, 1137 nucleotides long. The record is from the annotation of a GenBank genome assembly. Lineage: Eukaryota; Viridiplantae; Streptophyta; Magnoliopsida; Malpighiales; Salicaceae.
AUGCUUUGUUUAAGAUAUCCGUUGCCACUAAUUCCAAAUCGAUUGCAUUCCAGUAAUAUAUCCAGGACUACCAUAAACUGUGUUGUGGUUUGUGCUGCUAAAGGUCCACGACCAAGAUAUCCACGAGUGUGGAAAACAAAUAAGAGAAUUGGGACUAUCUCCAAAUCAGCAAAACUUGUUGAUUGUAUAAAGGGAUUGUCUAAUGUCAAGGAGGAAGUGUACGGGGCUCUUGAUUCCUUUGUUGCUUGGGAAUUGGAGUUCCCUCUAAUUUCAGUGAAGAAAGCAUUAAGGACUCUGGAGGAGCAACAGGAAUGGAAGAGGAUAAUUCAGGUCACAAAGUGGAUGUUAAGCAAAGGGCAAGGAAGGACAAUGGGAACGUAUUUCACAUUAAUGAAUGCAUUAGCUGAGGAUGGAAGACUUGAUGAAGUUGAAGAGCUUUGGACAAAAUUAUUUUCCCAGUUCUUGGAAAGCAUGCCUCGAAUGAUGUUCGAUAAAAUGAUUUCUAUAUAUUACAAAAGGGACAUGUAUGACCAGAUAUUGGAGGUCUCAAAGGUUGAUAAUUGGAUGAUUUUGGUGAAUAUAUUUGCUGAUAUGGAGGAGCUUGGUCUCCGGCCAAGUGUUUCAAUUGUUAACAUGGUGGGAAGUGUCUUCCAGAGGUUGGGUAUGAUGGACAAAUACGAAAAAUUAAAGAAAAAAUAUCCACCACCAAAAUGGGUUUACCGAUAUAUCAAAGGGAAGCGUAUUAGGAUUCGAGCUAAGCCUGGCAAUGAAUUGGAUAGUGUUAACAGUGUUGCGAGUGGGGAUGAGGAGGCUUCCCAUGAUGAUGAACGUGAUGGCUUUAACAAUGAUGCAAGUGGGAAUGAGGAGGCUUCCCGCAACGAUGAAUUUGAUGGCGUUAACAAUGUUGCAAGUGAGGAUGAGGAGGCUUCCCGUGAUGUGAAUGAAGUAGGCCGUAACAUUGUUGCAGGUGCGGAUCUGGAGAGUGGCCGUGGUGUGAAUGAAGUCAGUGAGGAAGCCAAUACGAGUUCAAAUGAAAUUGGUAUUGAAGCUAACAAUUCAUCUCACUUGGACAUUCAAAAUCAGGAUUCAUUACACCUGGAGCAUAAUAAGCCUUUGGGUGUUAGCAAUUCCAGUUAA